Messenger RNA from Callorhinchus milii (elephant shark), 2117 nucleotides. Its product is annotated as E3 ubiquitin-protein ligase TRIM9. The transcript is spliced from 9 exons. The record is from RefSeq and is a predicted model, not a curated record. Gene Ontology annotation, molecular function: zinc ion binding; protein binding. Lineage: Eukaryota; Metazoa; Chordata; Chondrichthyes; Chimaeriformes; Callorhinchidae.
AUGGCCGACAUGGAGGAAGAGCUGAAAUGCCCCGUUUGCGGCUCUUUCUUCCGAGACCCCAUCAUCCUGCCCUGCUCGCACAAUGUGUGCCUGCCCUGUGCGCGCAACAUCAUUGUGCAGACCCCCGAGGCCGAGUCCCCGCAGAGCCGAGCCUCCGCCUCCGCCUCCGACUACGACUACCUGGACCUGGACAAGAUGAGCCUGUACAGCGAGGCGGACAGCGGCUACGGCUCCUACACCAGCUUUGCCCCGGUCACGCCGAGCCAGAAGUCGCCGAACGGGGUCCGGGUCUUCCCGCCCGCCCCGGUCCACCGCAAUUCGUGCCUGACCUGCCCGCAGUGCCACCGCAGCGCGCUGCUCGAGGAGCGGGGGCUCCGCAGCUUCACCAAGAACCGCCUGCUGGAAGCCAUCGUCAGCCGCUACCAGCAGAACCGGGCCGUGGCCACCAAGUGCCAGCUGUGCGAGCGCAGCCCGGUCGAGGCCACCGUCAUGUGCGAGCAGUGCGAUGUGUUUUACUGCGAGCCGUGCCAGCAGAGGUGCCACCCGGCCCGCGGGCCGCUGGCCAAACACCGGCUCAUCCCGCCGGUCCAGGGCCGAGUCACCAGGAAGCAGCUGAUCGCCCGCAAACUCGCCACCUGCACCGAGCACGACCUGGAGAACCACAGCAUGUACUGCGCCAACUGCAAAGCCCCGGUGUGCUACCAGUGUCUGGAAGAAGGCAAGCACGCCAAGCACGAAGUGAAGGCGCUGGGAGCCAUGUGGAAGCAGCACAAGGCUGAACUAUCGCUAGCAUUAAAUGGAGUGUCUGACAAAGCAAAGGAGGCCAAAGAAUUUUUGGUGCAACUGAAAAAUAUGGUACAGCAAAUUCAGGAAAAUGGCGUAGAGUUUGAAGCCUGUCUUGUUGCACAAUGCGAUGCACUUGUAGAUGCAUUAAAUCGUCAAAAAGCAAAGUUGCUCACCAGAGUUACAAAGGAACGUGAGAAUAAAUUAAAGGUUGUUCGGGACCAGAUAAGUCACUGCACAGUGAAGCUCCGCCAGACCACAGGCCUCAUGGAGUAUUGUCUGGAAGUCAUGAAAGAGAAUGAUCCUAGCGGAUUUCUACAGAUUUCAGAUGCUCUGAUCAAGCGUGUACAAACGUCUCAAGAACAGUGGGUCAAAGGAGCUUUAGAGGCCAAAAUAAAUCCUGACUUUGAUCUGACACUUGACAGUGGUCCGUUACUUCAAUCAGUUCAUCAACUGGACUUUAUUCAAAUGAAAGGUAAGUGACACUUCACAACAGCUAAGGUUACAUAUAAUGCUAUAGGGCAAAAAAAAGAUAAGUUAUCCUUAGUUUCCUCUGCAGUGCCACCUGUACCUAUACUGCAACUGGAAAAAUGCUGUACUCAUAACAACAAUGCUACACUUGCAUGGAAGCCGCCUCCACUCAACCAGACUCCGAUUGAAGGCUACAUCCUAGAACUUGAUGAUGGAAGUGGGGGUCCUUUUCGAGAGGUGUAUGUUGGCAAAGAAACUGUGUGCACAGUAGAUGGACUUCAGUUCAACAGUGCCUACAAUGCCAGAGUAAAAGCCUUUAACUCAGCAGGUGUUGGACCUUACAGUAAAACAGUUGUGCUGCAGACAUCUGAGGUGGCUUGGUUCACCUUUGAUGCCAAUUCUGCCCAUCCAGAUAUCCUAUUGUCUAACGAUAAUCUUACAGUUACGUGCAAUAGUUAUGACGAUCGUGUUGUCCUUGGAUCUGUGGCAUUCUCAAAAGGAGUCCAUUACUGGGAACUGUCUAUUGAUCGCUAUGACAAUCACCCAGACCCUGCUUUUGGAGUGGCAAGGAUUAAUUUAAUAAAAGAUAUGAUGCUUGGAAAGGAUGAUAAGGCCUGGGCCAUGUAUGUUGAUAACAACCGUAGUUGGUUUAUGCAUGGCAAUUCUCACACAAACAGGACAGAAGGUGGGAUUUCAAAGGGUAAAACAGUUGGAGUUCUUCUGGAUCUUAGCAAACGCACCCUUGCAUUUUAUAUAAAUGAUGUGCAACAUGGACCUGUAGCGUUUGAAAAUUUGGAUGGAAUUUUUGUGCCAGCUGUCAGCAUCAAUAGGAAUGUCCAGGUAAACUGAGCAAUUCUAAUAAU